AUGUGGGGUGAGUGCGUAGGCUGUGGUCGCGUGGGGGCAAAGCGGACGAUACCGCACCCUUCCGAUGGGCGGUGCGAGAGACCGAACGGGAAGGAUAUAAGGAAUUCAUUGGAGUGCGAGCGCGCUGAAGAUACAAAUGUAAGGGCAACUUACCUCCUGGAUGUAUCUAGUCGCCUGGUAACUUAUUACAAGUCGCGUAAUAUAACGAGGAAAUGCGUUGCAAGCGAGCUGCUGCGACGGCUCGACAGCGCGGACUGCAAAUGCAUCGGUGUUUGCAAGGGGUGGUGCACUCUGAGUAAGCGAGACUUCUACGCCCGCCCAUCUGCCUCAUGCCUCAUUUUCCCGCCCUACUGUCCAUGA
This is a messenger RNA of Leptosia nina, 360 nucleotides long. NCBI's taxonomy places the organism in Eukaryota, Metazoa, Arthropoda, Insecta, Lepidoptera, Pieridae. The record is from the annotation of a GenBank genome assembly.